Molecule: messenger RNA, 1098 nt
Organism: Phaeodactylum tricornutum CCAP 1055/1
Lineage: Eukaryota; Bacillariophyta; Bacillariophyceae; Surirellales; Neidiaceae
Product: transporter, major facilitator superfamily and tetracycline resistance protein
Exons: 2
Biological process (GO): transmembrane transport
Molecular function (GO): transmembrane transporter activity
Source: RefSeq, a predicted model, not a curated record
UAUGUUCUACCCGUGCUGCUCCUGGAAUUCCUCGCGGUUGCCUUGACCCGAGCAGUGCUACCUUCGCUCCUCCUCCAACAGUACGGUUCUUCCGUGUACCUGGUGAUGGGCAUCGCCGAUUGCGUGCGCGGUCUUUUGGCCUUUUGUGCCUGUCCAAUAUUCGGCAAGCUUUCGGACUUGAUUGGACGAAGAAUAUGCCUAUUUGUGACGGUAAUGGGAACGUGUGCCCCACAACGCGAUGCCGUGCACCCGUACGCCGUAACCGUAUUCAUUGUAUUGCUGUCGCUUUCCGGGAUCUUCUCGUCCACCUUUACUCUCGUCUUUGCCUACAUAUCCGAUACCGUCCGACAGCAAGACGAACGCGUGUCAGCGUACGGACUCGCGCUCGCCACCUUUGGCCUCAGCUUUACAAUCGGACCCAUGGCGGGCGGCUACUUGGCACAAACCAACAAGCAGUACGUCUUUCUUUCGUCUCUUAUUCUCACUAUUGUGGACCUUGCCUAUAUCUAUUUUAUCCUUCCCGAAUCACGGAUACAGCAAGACGGUUCCACCUUCGACUCUCUUAACAAAAGCAGCAUCUCACUCAUGACUCUGGAUCACAACUUUUCCUGGAAUCCCUGGGACACUCUCAAACUCAUCACGGCUGAUCCAUUUCUGCGCAAGGUCGGCCAAGUUGCCUUUCUUUACUAUACCGGACUCUGGGCGCUCAUCAGUACGCUGUCGGUGUAUGCCGUCCGGCGUUUCCAUUUGAACCCGGAACGACUCGGCGAACUCAUGUCAGCGUUGGGGCUGUGCACGAUGGUUGCGGAGGCCGUCUUGGUUCGUGUCAUGGUUCCGCUUUUAGGGGAGAAGAAAGCCACGAAAGUUGGUCUUGUUUCAUUCGCACUGCAGUGUGUUGUGUUGGGGUUUGCCUAUGAGGGAUGGCAUCUGUUUGUCUGCGCAGGCUUUUCCCUGCUCGGUAAUUUAGUGUACCCCAGUUUGACGUCGCUUGUCAGUGGCAGCGUUGAACCCGAUGCUGUGGGAGAAGCACUCGGAGCCGUCAACGGAAUAAAAGCGUUAACCGAAGGCAUUGGCCCUUUGGUGUUCGGAAGUCUCAUG